Molecule: messenger RNA, 1061 nt
Organism: Gigantopelta aegis
Lineage: Eukaryota; Metazoa; Mollusca; Gastropoda; Neomphalida; Peltospiridae
Product: protein SYS1 homolog
Exons: 3
Coding region: 442-948 (168 amino acids)
Biological process (GO): Golgi to endosome transport; Golgi to plasma membrane protein transport; protein localization to Golgi apparatus
Cellular component (GO): Golgi membrane; trans-Golgi network
Source: RefSeq, a predicted model, not a curated record
GUCACCUGUCAUGGCUGACUUGUGAAUGGAAUCAUCAUUAUUACAAUUUUUUCAUUAGAUUGUUUGAAAUGUGACACACCAGACUUUGUAUAAACAACGCCAAGACUUUAUUUUAUCUACACUAAUAGUACACAAGUGAUUAUACAUUCGAAAAUGAUGUCGGUUAUUUGCAUCAAGACAUUAUGCUUGUUGACAAUAUGUUGAACAUUGCUUUCCUUUUAUCAUAAAUUUCAAUUUAUGGUUUGACAGUGCGUAUUGUAAUUGUUAUAUUUCUGUGAAUUUUUAUAAAAUACCAUAACGUAAAUGCUGUUUAUGUUUUGACUUUGAAAAGUUCAGUGUCAAUUGUUAUGCGGAUACAAUUUUAUUUAGCAGCUUCCAUUUAGAAUGAAGUAGCACAAGUUGAAAUGAUAAUUGAUUGAGACUCAGUUUGUGUGAAGUGUAAUGCUUGGGUUACUAAGACGACAGCUAAACAAACAAAUGGCGGGGCAUUUUAGAAGCAAUGUGUGGGACCCUGUUCUAAUUUUAUCACAGAUUGUUUCCAUGCAGUCGAUUUUCUACAUAAUGCUUGGAUUCUGGAUUUACGUCUUGGAUCUUAUUGGAAGAUUUGAUUUGUCAUUAGAACAACUGUUCUCACAAGUUGAUUUGGGAUUGUAUGAAGACUCUGCAAGAACAAAUGUAAUUGCAUACACCCUGAACAGUUUAACAUGUGCACUGGGCUUGUGGUUAGUAGUGCGGAAAACAAAACAGUGUCUGGAUUUCGCGGCCACGGUUCACUUGUUACAUUUCGUAUCGUGUUGGAUAUACGGGGGUCACGUUCCACAGACGUUCUGGUGGUGGCUUACCAACAUAGUGUCCAUGACGCUGAUGACUGUGCUCGGGGAAUUCCUGUGUAUGAGGACAGAGUUGAAGGCCAUUCCAGUUGGCAUGGGACCCAAGGUCGAUUUAUAAAAUAAUGACUAUUAAUUUAUUUUAGGAUCCGUAUCAGUAUCUGGGAGUUUAUUUUUGUUUUCGCUGAUGUAUAUAUAUAUGUUCAUGCAUUAUUAAAUAUUUGUUGGCACAUU